CACCUCGACGUCAACAACAACGAGCAUCGUGUGUUACAUUGGCGAUACACGCCGGUGUUUCUCUAUUAUUCAGUGAUCAAUUAAAUGUAGCAUCGUUGAUACGUAAAUCGAGAACCGUUAACCGCCAUUUCAAGCUCGGGCAAGAUCGAUUAAGAGAAGUCGUACAUUUUUAUAAAUAAAACAACCAUGGACACUGUGAUGUCUUCGGAAUCAAGUGGCUCCACUCGUAUCGAUGCGGGGAAGAAUCAGACGAGCUUCCAGAAUUAUGUGCAGAAAUAUCCGAAAUACACGCUGGCGGAUUCAGGGUACAAAGACACAGAGAGACAAAGACUCAACAUGGACUAUCACAUCCAAGUGGUGACCAAGGAUGAUAAGCUGAGGAUACUGAAAUUCCUUAGAAGGUUCUUCUUCAGGGACGAACCGCUUAAUCAGUCGAUCGAACUGAUACCAGAGAACGAGGACAGCACCUGCCUCGAGUUAGAGGAGUAUUGCAGUAUGUCCUCGCUCGAGAACAAUCUCAGCCUAAUGGCGGUCUCGACUAACGGAGCUAUAGUAGGUGUUUUGUUAAAUGGAAAGAUGGAUCCACCGAGUGACGAAGAACCGGAAUACAUAAGCACGUGCGAGAAUCCAAAAUUCAAAAAGAUUCUCAGGCUACUGAAUUAUGUGGAUAGGAACGUGAAUCGUGACGGGAAGUUCCGAGGGUUGAACAUCCUAGAGAUCAGAAUAAUCUCCGUGGAUUCGAACUGGAGGGGCAAAGGAAUUGCCAAAUCACUCAUGGAGAAAGCGAUCGAAAUUGGAAAGGAAAAAGGUUUCCAUAUUGUACGUGCCGACUGUUCGUCAUUUUUCUCUGGAAAACUUUGCGCGAGAUUGGGUUUCGAAAGAAUAUACGAGCUUAAUUACGCCGCUUAUUUGGACGAGGAUGGCAACCCUGUAUUCUCCCCGGCGUAUCCUCAUACAGCGAUUAUUUCGUACAUCAAGAAACUAUGAAGAGCGACGCGAUAUAUGGCUUGAAAUCGAGUACCUGUUUAGAAUCAAGGAUAACUUUUAAAA
Messenger RNA from Habropoda laboriosa, 1050 nucleotides. RefSeq names its product dopamine N-acetyltransferase-like. Gene Ontology annotation, molecular function: N-acetyltransferase activity. Lineage: Eukaryota; Metazoa; Arthropoda; Insecta; Hymenoptera; Apidae. Bases 187 to 987 code for a protein of 266 amino acids. The record is from RefSeq and is a predicted model, not a curated record. The transcript has 4 exons.